This is a messenger RNA of Microthlaspi erraticum, 1440 nucleotides long. The record is from the annotation of a GenBank genome assembly. NCBI's taxonomy places the organism in Eukaryota, Viridiplantae, Streptophyta, Magnoliopsida, Brassicales, Brassicaceae.
AUGACAUGUUCUAAAACUCGGUCAGCACUGCAUCAACAAUGGACACUAAGACAAAGAGGGAAUACUAUUGGAAGACUCGUGAAUGUACACCCUUAUUCAGGCCAAAAGUAUUUCUUAAGGAUCUUGGUAAAUCAUCGGAGGGGAGUCACAAGUUAUGAGAUGAUCCGUACAGUGGGAGAUGUAACUUACAAAACCUAUAAACAAGCAUGCGUUGCUAUGGGUUUGCUUGAUGGGGAAAAAGAGUGGCAUAAGACAAUGGAAGAAACGUCGCAUUGGGCAACCGCGACACAGCUAAGAGAUAUGUUUGUCACAUUUUUGGUGUUUUGCGAGGUUACCCAGCCAGGGAAUUUAUGGAAUAGGUUUUGGCCUGACAUGGGAGAGGAUAUGCCUUUCAAAAUGCGGAGAAAGUUCGGCUUCAGUGGGUAUAACUUAACGGAGAAAGAAAUUCAGCAAUACACUUUGCUGGAAAUACAGAAGCUACUGACUGAAACGGAUAAAUCACUUGCUGAUUACACCGACCUCCCGCUGCUUGAAAGAAAUAUAAUGAACGAGUUUAAGAACUCAUUGCUGAGGGACGAGAUGAGGUACAACCCGGAUGAGGAAGAAGAGAAGCAUAGAUCAAUGUUUGAGAGAUUGAAUUUGGAGCAGGUAGAGGUUUAUAAAUCAGAAGGAAAAAUUGUUCUACCUGUGGCUACUUCGGGAAUAGUUGCAACAUUAUUACCAGAAGGAAGGACAGCUCAUUCCCGAUUCAAGAUCCCAAUUGAUCUGCACGAGCAUUCUAUGUGUAACAUAAAACCAAAAACGAUCCUAGCUGAACUGAUAGAGAACACGUCUUUGAUUAUAUGGGAUGAAGCUUCAAUGGCACACCGUCAUACUUUUGAAGCUUUAGACAGGACAUUGAGAGAUAUUAAGAGGAGUGUUGACCCGUUGGCAACAGAGAAGACGUUUGGUGGAAUUACAAUGUUGCUUGGUGGUGAUUUUAGGCAAAUAUUACCAGUCAUAGCACGAGGGAGUAGGCAAGACACUGUCAUGGCAUCAAUCAACAGAUCUUAUCUUUGGGACAGAAGAAAUGUAUGCUUGCUAAAGAAGAACAUGAGACUGAAUGCAGAUGAAAUCUCAUUUUCAAAGUGGAUUUUAGAAGUUGGUGAUGGUGUUGCUAAGAGGGUAUCGAGGCAUUGGGAGGAUAGCUUAGAUACAGAUAUUGUUGAAGUUGAGAAUGAGUUGUUAUUACAGAGUACAUCCGAUAGUUUGGAGGAUGUUUUUCGAUCUACAUAUGUAGAUUUUGAGAGGUUUUACAGAGAGAAAAACUACCUCCGCGAACGAGCAAUAUUAACCCCAAGAAAUGAUACCAUGGAUGAGGUUAACGAGUUCAUUCUAUCAAAGGGUCCUGGAGAAAUGAAAGAAUAUUUCAGCUCAGACACCCUCAGCGAUGAUGACUGA